AUGGCUUUCCUUCUCAGCAACUUAACAAAUGACUCUAACCUGUGGAAAGUAAGUCACAAUUCUACGGACCUUGGGAAUUCGUCAGCAACUCUGAAUCUUUCUCUUUUUUGCCUCAUCUGUUUAAUGACUCUCGCAGCUCUGGUGGGCAGCAUUUUCUCACUGUUUUCCCUGCUGACCAUGCAAAACAGAACUGUUGUGUCCAUGCUUGUGGCUUCCUGGUCCGUGGAUGAUCUCUUAAGCGUCUUGUCAGUGGCCAUCUUCAUGUAUUUGCAGUGGCCAAAAGAGGCUCCAGGCUACUUCCAGUCUCUGUGCACCACCUCUGCCUUACUCUAUUUAUGCCAGGGCCUCUCCAGCAACUUGAAGGCGACUCUUAUAGUCUUCUACAACUUUUACACGAUGCACAGGACAGUGCCGAGUCAGUCAGCUUCCUUGCGAUCAGGACAGGUGCUUGGUGUGGCAUUGACUGUGUGGGCAGUCAGCCUGCUGCUGGCCGCGCUCCCACUGUGUGGCUGGGGCGUCUUCGUGCGCACGCCCUGGGGCUGCUUAACCGACUGCUCCAGUCGCUAUGUGCUGCUCCUCUUCGCGGUGUACGCUUCCGCCUUUGGGCUCCUGGCCGCUCUCUCUUUCCCUCUCACUCACCAGCUGCUGUGUUCCGAGGAGCCGCCGAGACUCCACGCCAACUACCAGGAAAUUUCCCGUGGCGCCUCCACUCCUGGGACCCCUGCUGCUGGGGGAAGAGUGCUCUGUCUGUCGCCAGAGGAUGUUGCGAUCCCGGCUCUGCGAUGUGCUGGGGGAUGCUCCCCGAGCUCCGACACGGUGUUUGGCCCAGGUCAGUCUGCUGCCUCCGGCUCUGGAGCCAGCAGGCUAGAGAAUCCCGGGACUCCCCAUGGCACCAGCAGCUUCCCAGUGAGCCUGGCACAGAAGCGCUUUGCUUUGAUCCUAGCGCUGACGAAAGUCAUCCUUUGGCUGCCCAUGAUGAUCCACAUGGUGGUAAAACACGUGGUGGGGUUUCAGAGCCUUCCUGUCGAUACGCUCAGCUUUCUGCUAACCCUGCUGGCCAGCGUUGUAACCCCAGUGUUUGUGUUGUCCAAACGCUGGACCCACUUGCCUUGUGGCUGCGUCAUCAACUGCCAGCCAGACGCCUACUCCGUUGCAUUGGAUGGGAAAAAGUCAAAGAGGAAAGGCUUUGAAUUCAAUCUGUCAUUCCAACGAAGUUAUGGAAUCUAUAAAAUAUCACAUGCAGAGUACUAUGAGGAUGAUGAAAAUGCCAUAUCCUAUCACAACCUGAAGAACUAUGAGUCAGAAGCUACAAAGGAGCCUAGGGGAGACAACCACAAUGUCUUCAAUGCCAUUACAGUAGAAAUCAGCACCACGCCACCGUUGGACAGCAACAUGCUGUCUGGUGUCAACAAGUGCACCAAUACUGACAUCCCAGAGGCACAGCAAGGCUUGAUCGAGGAAAAGAGUUCUUUUCCUGUUAAAACAGAAAGUGAAAUAAACUAUGAAGAAACCACCUCUUUUGAAGGUCCAGAAAGACGGCUGUCUCAUGAGGAGAAUCAGAAGCCAGAUCUUUCAGACUGGGAGUGGUGCCGAAGUAAGUCAGAACGAACACCUCGCCAGGUAAGUGGUUAUGGGCUGGCUAUUCCCUUAUGUGCAUUCCAGGGGACAGUGUCUCUCCAAGCACCUACCGGGAAAACCCUCUCUCUUUCUACUUAUGAGGUCAGUGCAGAAGGGCAAAAGAUAACCCCUGCCUCUAAGAAAAUAGAAGUCUAUCGAUCGAAAAGUGUUGGCCAUGAACCGAACUCAGAGGAGUCUCCUUCCACGUUUGCGGACACCAGUGUGAAAAUACACUUGGAGGUUCUUGAAAUUUGUGACAACGAUGAGGCUUUGGAUACUGUGUCAAUCAUCAGCAACAUCAGCCAGUCCUCCACGAAAGUCAGGUCUCCUUCCUUGCGCUACUCGCGGAAGGAAAACAGAUUCGUCUCCUGUGAUUUAGGAGAAACUGCCUCAUACUCCCUGUUCUUACCUACAAGUGAUCCUGACGGUGAUAUCAAUAUCUCCAUCCCAGACACUGUGGAGGCACACAGACAGAACAGUAAGCGGCAGCAUCAAGAUCGGGAAGGCUACCAGGAAGAGAUCCAACUGUUAAACAAAGCCUACAGGAAAAGGGAGGCUCAAAGUGAAGGUAAUUAG
Cricetulus griseus (Chinese hamster) is the source of this 2193-nucleotide messenger RNA. NCBI's taxonomy places the organism in Eukaryota, Metazoa, Chordata, Mammalia, Rodentia, Cricetidae. The record is from RefSeq and is a predicted model, not a curated record.